GCAGAACAUGCAAUCGUCCUGGAGAUAAGCCGCUAACCUACAACUAUGCCAAGAGCGAAUUUCAGCGAGCAUCUUUUUAAACAAUCGGCGGCGCCAAAACACCAGAGCAAAGGGCGCGCAGCAGCCAAGAAGCAAAACAAGAAGGACAACACCACAGCGCACACACACACCACCACCACCACCACGAACGAACAGACACACUAGCACAGACGGUCCACGAUGCAGUGUGAGAGGCGAGAACCGCAGGGUGUUGUGGACACGUUGCUGUUGCUCAGGAAGCCGGCGAUAGCCUCUCGCCAGCAUGAGCAACAGCCACCCUGGUCAUCGUCAGCGCGUCGCGCCAGGCUCAAGGCGGGGCUGCUGCGCAGCACCAAUGGCGGGAAGCGAUCCGCAGCACUUCGCAACGUGGCUGCCCACGGCGCCAACAGCCAGCACCAACAGCACCACCACCAACAGCAGCUGCAGCAGCAGCAGCGACGCGUGCGACCGCACGCUCAGUCUGUCCGCCACCGGCAGCUACUGGCAGCAGCAGCAGCAGCCAGAGGAGCAGCACUGGGGCGUGUAGCGAACAGCCGCGCUUGUGUGCAUGCACGCAAGCGAGAUGACGCACGAUCCUCCCCACCAACACCCGUCAACCUGGCGGAUAGCCACCGUGCUGAGGUUGUUGCUGGUGGUGAUGAUCAAGAUGUCGCCAGCACCAACGGCACUGCACAGAAUGAGAACGCACUGCCGACCAGUCUCCAACGGCACCAGGGCCGCCACCAGCACCAUGAAAACAGCAAGGAUGUUGACAGAGACGACGACCAAAGUCGUUGCAAUGGAGGAUUCGGCACAAAUAACGACAGCGUCACAGUUGAGGACAUGGGCGAGCACUCUGUCUUGACACCGCCACGUCUCAUCAAGCAACAGUCGGCCCGCAACCUGUCACUUGAUCUCGCGUCAGCUCAGCAAGAUGAACGAGCGCAAGAGACGCUCUGCAGCUCCACACCAACUGCCAUCACGCAUACCAACACGCUGCCCUCACCACCACGACGUCGUGGCAUGCAGUUGGAGGCGAUGCGGCUGCUGUCAUCUCGUCUCCUCACUGCACACCACACCCAACAACAAGAACAACAACAAGAGCAACAACAAGAACAGCAGCAGCAGCAGCAGCAGCAGGAGCAGCAGCACCAGCACCAGCAGCAGCAGCAACAACAGCAGCACCAGCAGCAGCAACAACAACAGCAACAACAACAACAACAACAACAGCAACAGCAGCAGCAGCAGCAGCAGCAACAGCAGGAUGCUUGCAACACGCGCGGUGAUGAUGAUGGGGAUGAUGACGAUGACGCUGAACCGGCAUGCAAGAAGCGCAAGAGCGCUGAUGCCUGUGCCAUCUGUACCACCAGCAUUGUUGCAUGCAAGCAAACCUUCAGCGCUAUCCCGACACACGACACCACACCAUCACCCUCGUCAUCUUCGUCGCAUUCGGCAACCUCGGCAGCAUCAUCGCCUCUGUGUUUCAGUGAGCAGGGCUCCGUGACCACCUUGACCGACACAGUAGACACGAUGUAUGCGCGCUUGCAUCAACAGCGUGACCACCCCCUGAUGCCCCCACGCCUCGCUGGCACGAGUGGAUGCCACGCACAUGUACGCACCGCACUGGAGGUGAUGGAUCGUGGCAGCGGUUGCGACGAUGACAACAACACGAUUGACAGCCGUGUGGGGGAACAUUGCGUGGUGGUGGCUGGCAUUGCUGCACACGAUCAUGAGAUGGGUGUAGUUGGCGCUGGCGAUGUGUAUGCGACCAGUGAUGAUGUGAGUGAUGAUGUGAGUGAUGAUGUGAGUGAUGAUGUGAGUGAUGAUGGAAGUGAUGACAGUGAUGGGACGGACAGUUUCGUGUGUGACAGCGAUGAUCGACAGGAGAGUAACAACACGACCGAGAGUGAAGAAGAAGAUGACGAUGAUGAUGAUGAUGAUGAUGAUUUGGGGGUGUGCCUUCCUGUCACGGAUGCAGCAUUGUGCGACGCAGGCGUGUACAUUGCACGUGAUGAUGAUGAUGAUGAUGAUGAUGAUGAUGAUGAUGAUGAUGAUGAUGAUGAUGAUGAUGAUGAUGAUGAUGAUGAUGAUGAUGAUGAUGGUGAUGAUGAUGAUGAUGAUGAUGAUGAGUUGUAUGCAAGCACGCCGUCAUCAGCACAGCUUCCAGACGCCGCGGGAGAAGAACACGAUGAAUGA
This is a messenger RNA of Salpingoeca rosetta, 2214 nucleotides long. RefSeq lists its product as uncharacterized. The record is from RefSeq and is a predicted model, not a curated record. NCBI's taxonomy places the organism in Eukaryota, Choanoflagellata, Craspedida, Salpingoecidae. The coding region runs from base 220 to 2214 and encodes 664 amino acids. The transcript has 4 exons.